CGGCUGUCUCUGUCUGUCUGCCAGGGUCUCCGCUGUCCCAGACAGGCCGUGUGGGCUUGGGGGUCCUCCUGGUGGUCUCUCCAGCCUAGGUUCCUCAGUCACUGCCCCAAGAUGGGCCGUGGGGCCGGCCGUGAGUACUCCCCUGCUGCCACCACUGCGGAGAAUGGGGGUGGCAAGAAGAAACAGAAGGAGAAGGAGCUGGAUGAGCUGAAGAAGGAGGUGGCCAUGGACGACCACAAGCUGUCCUUGGAUGAGCUGGGCCGCAAGUACCAAGUGGACCUGUCCAAGGGCCUCACCAACCAGCGAGCUCAAGACAUUCUGGCUCGGGAUGGGCCCAACGCCCUCACUCCGCCCCCCACAACCCCGGAGUGGGUCAAGUUCUGUCGUCAGCUGUUCGGAGGUUUCUCCAUCUUGCUGUGGAUUGGGGCUAUCCUCUGCUUCCUGGCCUAUGGCAUCCAGGCGGCCAUGGAGGAUGAACCAUCCAAUGACAACCUCUACCUGGGCGUGGUGCUGGCAGCUGUGGUCAUCGUCACGGGCUGCUUCUCCUACUACCAGGAGGCCAAGAGCUCCAAGAUCAUGGAUUCCUUCAAGAACAUGGUGCCUCAGCAAGCCCUCGUGAUCCGAGAGGGAGAGAAGAUGCAGAUCAAUGCAGAGGAGGUGGUGGUGGGCGACCUGGUGGAGGUGAAGGGUGGAGACCGCGUCCCUGCUGACCUCCGGAUCAUCUCUUCUCAUGGCUGUAAGGUGGAUAACUCGUCUCUGACAGGCGAGUCAGAGCCCCAAACCCGCUCCCCCGAGUUCACCCACGAGAACCCUCUGGAGACCCGCAAUAUCUGUUUCUUCUCUACCAACUGUGUUGAAGGCACUGCCAGGGGCAUCGUGAUUGCCACGGGUGACCGGACGGUGAUGGGCCGCAUCGCCACUCUGGCCUCAGGCCUGGAGGUGGGGCGGACGCCCAUAGCCAUGGAGAUCGAGCAUUUCAUCCAGCUGAUCACCGGGGUGGCUGUGUUCCUGGGGGUCUCCUUCUUCGUGCUCUCCCUCAUCCUGGGCUACAGCUGGCUGGAAGCCGUCAUCUUUCUCAUCGGCAUCAUUGUGGCCAACGUGCCUGAGGGGCUUCUGGCCACUGUCACUGUGUGCCUGACCCUAACCGCCAAGCGCAUGGCGCGGAAGAACUGCCUGGUGAAGAACCUGGAGGCGGUGGAGACGCUGGGCUCCACGUCCACCAUCUGCUCGGACAAGACAGGCACCCUCACCCAGAACCGCAUGACCGUUGCCCACAUGUGGUUUGACAACCAGAUCCAUGAGGCUGACACCACCGAAGACCAGUCUGGAGCCACUUUUGACAAACGAUCCCCCACGUGGACAGCCCUGUCUCGGAUCGCUGGCCUCUGCAACCGUGCCGUCUUCAAGGCUGGGCAGGAGAACAUCUCUGUGUCUAAGCGGGACACAGCCGGGGAUGCCUCCGAAUCAGCCCUGCUCAAGUGCAUCGAACUGUCCUGCGGCUCAGUGAGGAAGAUGAGGGACAGGAACCCCAAGGUGGCAGAGAUUCCUUUCAACUCUACCAACAAGUACCAGCUCUCCAUCCACGAGCGUGAGGACAGCCCCCAGAGCCAUGUGCUGGUGAUGAAGGGGGCUCCAGAGCGCAUCCUGGACCGGUGCUCCACUAUCCUGGUGCAGGGCAAGGAGAUCCCUCUCGACAAGGAUAUGCAAGACGCCUUUCAGAACGCCUACAUGGAGCUGGGAGGACUGGGGGAGCGAGUGCUGGGGUUCUGUCAACUGAACCUUCCUUCUGGGAAGUUUCCCCGAGGCUUCAAAUUUGACACAGAUGAGCUGAACUUUCCCACAGAGAAGCUCUGUUUCGUGGGGCUCAUGUCCAUGAUCGACCCUCCCCGGGCUGCUGUGCCUGACGCCGUGGGCAAGUGCCGGAGUGCAGGCAUCAAGGUGAUCAUGGUGACUGGAGACCACCCUAUCACAGCCAAGGCCAUUGCCAAAGGUGUGGGCAUCAUCUCAGAGGGCAACGAGACAGUGGAGGACAUUGCAGCCCGGCUCAACAUUCCCGUGAGCCAAGUCAACCCCAGAGAAGCCAAGGCCUGCGUGGUGCACGGCUCCGACCUGAAGGACAUGAACUCGGAGCAGCUCGAUGAGAUCCUCAAGAACCACACAGAGAUCGUGUUCGCGCGGACGUCUCCUCAGCAGAAGCUCAUCAUCGUGGAGGGGUGUCAGAGGCAGGUGAGCAGGCGAGGGGCGGGGCCGGGGCGAGGAGUGAGCACGGGCAAGAAGCGGACUCGGCCAGCGGUGUCGCCCUCUGCUGGCUGCAUGUCUUCCCAGGGAGCCAUUCAGGCACCCGACAUGAUCCUGCUGGACGACAACUUCGCCUCCAUCGUCACGGGCGUGGAGGAGGGCCGCCUGAUCUUUGACAACCUGAAGAAGUCCAUCGCCUACACGCUGACCAGCAACAUUCCGGAGAUCACGCCCUUCCUGCUGUUCAUCAUCGCCAACAUCCCCCUGCCUCUGGGCACCGUGACCAUCCUCUGCAUUGACCUGGGCACGGAUAUGGUCCCCGCCAUCUCCUUGGCCUAUGAGGCAGCAGAGAGUGACAUCAUGAAGCGACAGCCACGGAACUCCCAGACGGACAAGUUGGUGAACGAGAGGCUCAUCAGCAUGGCCUACGGACAGAUAGGGAUGAUCCAGGCACUGGGCGGCUUCUUCACUUACUUCGUGAUCCUGGCAGAGAAUGGUUUCCUGCCAUCACGGCUGCUGGGCAUCCGCCUCGACUGGGAUGACCGGACCAUGAAUGACCUGGAGGACAGCUAUGGCCAGGAGUGGACCUACGAGCAGAGGAAGGUGGUGGAGUUCACCUGCCACACGGCCUUCUUUGCCAGCAUCGUGGUUGUGCAGUGGGCUGACCUCAUCAUCUGCAAGACCCGCCGCAACUCGGUCUUCCAGCAGGGCAUGAAAAACAAGAUUCUGAUCUUUGGACUCCUGGAGGAGACGGCAUUGGCUGCCUUUCUGUCCUACUGCCCAGGCAUGGGCGUGGCCCUACGCAUGUACCCGCUCAAGGUCACUUGGUGGUUCUGUGCCUUCCCCUACAGUCUCCUCAUCUUCAUCUAUGAUGAGGUCCGGAAGCUCAUUCUACGGCGAUAUCCCGGGGGUUGGGUGGAGAAGGAGACAUACUACUGAGCCUGGUGGAAGAAGAACCGGGCACGGGAAAGAUGGGGUGCUCCGGAGGUGUUGCAGGGAUGGUGAAGGGGAGGGAUGGAAACAUUGGGGUGUUCCUUGGGGGGAAGACUUGGGGAGAGAGAAUGAGGCAACUCAGCAGGCUAAGUGGAGGGAGUAGGUAAAUAAGUUGGAGGUGACUGCCACAUAGACCUAACUGUGAUCAGUUUAGACACCGCAUGGUAGAGUCCCCUACUCGAUCCUUUUCCGGUCCACUCUACUAGGUUCUUUUCCACUGAGGAAUCAGGGACUACCCCAGUCCUCCCUAUUCCCCAUCCCUUUGCCCUCACCUCCUACUUGAACAGGUCAAUGUCCAAAGGCAGGGACCUUUCAGAUCACCAAGUGUCCCUGUAGCUCUCCGACCUCACUCCCCUGCCCACUUUCACACCUUAUUUGCUUCCUGCCAAGCUCUGUCUGCUUCGUGCUCUGCCUCCUGCUUUAGACCUUGACAUUACAAAAAGCUCUUCCUGGUGAGAAUAAGGGCCUGAAACCAGAAAAGGAAGCUGCUGUGGAGUCCAGGCUGGUCUUCUGUCGAGGCUAGCUAGAGACCUGCAGAGGAGAGCCGGGCACACAGGUGGGAGGUUGGAGACAACUGGCUGGAGGAGGAAAAUACCAAGGAGACAGAAAAGGAUAGAGAGCGUGCCAACAACAGGACAUCUGAUGUGUCUCAAGUCUCCAGAUAGACGUCGUAGGCUCCAGGUCCCACCUCUCCUGAUUACCCGCCAGUAAGCCAACUUCAGAUCUCAUCAGAGUAGCAGCAGAAGCAGGACCAGAAGGCAACUGAGAAGCUUCAUGGAGACACCACAGCCAUGUAUGCAGGGCACCCCACUGAGCUUUGGUUGGCGGUCCUCUUGGUCCACAAGGCCAGAUGUCAUGGGAGCUCCAGCUCUCUCAAUCACAUAUGCUUGGUGACAGCUCACUCUUUAGAAUACUAAGUCAUUAGAAGUUCAUGUUUCUCCUGGGAGGAGGGUUGCUAACCCUUCCCAUGGCCCUCCCCUUCAUGCCCAUCUGGCUGAACCUGCCUCACUCCCAGGCAUUGCCAAGCCAGCCCUGAAGGCGUUCUCUAGCCAUUGGCUGAAAAUGGGGUGGAGAUGUCCUAUAUUCCAGGGACACACAGUAUCAGCUUGGGUCAUGGACACAGAACCUUGAACAAGAGGGAAACUAUUAGGAGCUUUGCCUCCUGGAAAAUGUCCUCACUCUGAUGAUCACUGUGUUCACUAUCCCCAAGGUAGGAGUUGGUUUUCAGGCUCCUACAAUAGAUACUUUUCUUUCCGGUACUCCCUUUCCACCUAGUGUUUUUGCUUUGCAGGCAGCUCUGCCCCUUCUCCAAGCCUGGCUUAGAAGGCAUUGAGGAUGUCCUAUGCAGAGGGACCUAGAUGAGCCAAGUGAGGGAAAACACCUAAGGGGAAUGGAAGACCUAAGGCAGAAAGGGAAGAAACACAAACACAUUAGGUCAAGACCAGAGACAGUCACCCAAUGGCCUCUAUUUCAUUGCACUGGAAUUUUGCUUUAUCAGAAGUACCUUGAAAUAAGUGAGUCAUUGCCUUGGGCUUGGAAAGCUAAAUGGGAAACCAUGUUAUUUUGGGUGGGAUAAUUUUGAGAUAUUGACUGUGGACAAAAGUUUAUCUUUGCACAAUCAAUAAAAACUGCAUUUGUCUAGUAAAUUAAAAGCAUAAAUAACAUUGCUAUGGGUGGCACAUUUAGUCUACCUAAAAAAAGACUUUUCAAGCACUUUAGGAAUAUCCUCCAUCUAGAAGUAGCAAGUGCAUGGACUAAUUAUCAUCAAUCCUUACGUGUUUGUUAAAGAAACAUCUAUAGGAUCUUUACUUGGUGACCUUUUGUAAGACAUUAGUUUAAGGCACUACAUAUGUACUUGAAAAUAAUAAAGUUGCAUUUCUUUAUGAAAAGAAAAAUAAAAACUAUCACGAUGUGGAUUUCUACACCUCC
This is a messenger RNA of Tupaia belangeri chinensis (Chinese tree shrew), 5160 nucleotides long. Its product is annotated as sodium/potassium-transporting ATPase subunit alpha-2. Lineage: Eukaryota; Metazoa; Chordata; Mammalia; Scandentia; Tupaiidae. Bases 112 to 3177 code for a protein of 1021 amino acids. Gene Ontology annotation, biological process: potassium ion import across plasma membrane; proton transmembrane transport; sodium ion export across plasma membrane. The transcript is spliced from 23 exons. Gene Ontology annotation, molecular function: P-type sodium:potassium-exchanging transporter activity; ATP hydrolysis activity; ATP binding. Gene Ontology annotation, cellular component: plasma membrane; cell projection; sodium:potassium-exchanging ATPase complex. The record is from RefSeq and is a predicted model, not a curated record.